This is a messenger RNA of Carassius gibelio (silver crucian carp), 5247 nucleotides long. It is a transcript of the gene tpp2, whose product is annotated as tripeptidyl peptidase 2. Gene Ontology annotation, biological process: proteolysis. The record is from RefSeq and is a predicted model, not a curated record. Gene Ontology annotation, cellular component: cytosol. The coding region runs from base 136 to 3885 and encodes 1249 amino acids. NCBI's taxonomy places the organism in Eukaryota, Metazoa, Chordata, Actinopteri, Cypriniformes, Cyprinidae. The transcript is spliced from 28 exons. Gene Ontology annotation, molecular function: serine-type endopeptidase activity; tripeptidyl-peptidase activity.
AAACUGUGGUGUGUUACCGGUGACUGUGUGUGAUAGUGUUACUGCACCUUUAAGAGAGUCGCUCGGCUCUCUCGCACAUUGUGUCUUUACCGGUUCGACGUUGUCGUGUUGUUUUCUGUCUCAAUCUGUACCGUCAUGUCUGCUCAUUCCGCUGAAGAUCCGUUCCCUUUUCACGGGCUGCUUCCGAAAAAAGAGACUGGCGCUGCCUCGUUCCUCACUAAAUUCCCUGAGUACGAUGGCCGAGGGGUGCUUAUCGCGAUUCUCGACACCGGGGUGGACCCAGGGGCCCCGGGCAUGCAGACCACAACAGAUGGGAAACCCAAGAUUGUGGACAUCAUCGACACGACGGGGAGCGGUGAUGUGAACAUGUGCACUGUGGUGGAGGUGAAGGACGAGGUCGUGACCGGACUGACGGGACGCACACUCAAAAUUCCUGCUGCUUGGGUGAAUCCAUCUGGAAAGUAUCACAUUGGAAUAAAGAACGGUUAUGAUUUUUUCCCUAAAGCUCUCAAAGAGAGAAUACAGAAAGAGCGUAAGGAGAAGCUGUGGGAUCCAGCACAUAGAGCAGCUCUCGCUGAGGCCAGUCGCAGGAUCGAAGAGUUCGACCAGACUCACCCAAACCCAUCACAGAUGGAGAAACUACAGAAGGAGGAACUACAGUGUCACGUGGAGCUGUUAGGAAGCCUGGAGAAGAAGUACAGUGAUCCAGGGCCGGUUUAUGACUGUAUAUCUUGGCACGACGGUGUCACAUGGAGGGCUGUGGUGGACACUUCUGAGACUGGAGACCUGUCGUCCUGCUCUGUCCUGAGCCCAUAUCGAGAGAGACAGGAAUAUGCCACUCUGGGAUACGCAGAGAUGCUCAAUUACUCCAUAAACAUCUAUGACGAGGGAAACACUCUGUGUAUUGUCACCAGUGGAGGAGCUCAUGGGACACACGUCGCCAGCAUUGCAGCGGGUCACUUCCCUGAUGAGCCGGAGCGAAAUGGUGUCGCUCCAGGGGCUCAGAUCCUGGCUGUGAAGAUCGGAGACACCCGCCUCAGCACCAUGGAGACGGGCACCGGCCUCAUACGAGCUAUGAUUGAAGUCAUAAACUAUAAGUGUGAUCUUGUGAACUACAGUUACGGGGAGGCGACACACUGGCCGAACUCAGGGAGAAUCUGUGAGAUCAUCACAGAAGCUGUACAGAAGUAUAAUGUGUUGUUUGUCUCGAGCGCUGGGAAUAACGGCCCGUGUCUGUCCACCGUGGGCUGCCCCGGAGGAACCACCAGCAGUGUGAUCGGUGUGGGGGCUUACGUCACUCCUGAUAUGAUGGUGGCCGAAUACUCACUGAGAGAGAAGCUUCCUCCGAACCAGUACACAUGGUCAUCCCGCGGACCCAGUACGGACGGUGCUCUGGGCGUCAGCAUCAGCGCACCUGGAGGAGCCAUCGCCUCCGUACCCAACUGGACGCUACGUGGCACACAGCUGAUGAACGGCACCUCCAUGUCCUCUCCGAAUGCCUGCGGAGGGAUUGCUCUUGUGCUCUCAGGUCUGAAGCAGAACGGCGUGCGGCCCACAGUGCCAGCGGUCCGCAGGGCUCUGGAGAACACUGCUCUGAAAGUGGACGAUAUAGAGGUGUUUGCGCAGGGCCACGGCAUCAUUCAGGUGGAGCGGGCGUUCGACUACCUCAUGCAGCAUGCAUCGCUGCCUACCAGUAGCCUCGGCUUCACAGUGACCGUAGGAACACAGCGAGGCAUCUACCUCAGGCAGCCGACCCAGGUCACUGCACCAUCUGAUCAUGGGGUCGGCAUCGAGCCUGUGUUUCCUGAGAACACAGAGAACUCGGCCCGUAUCUUGCUGCAGCUGCAUCUGGCUCUCGUCUGCAACGCUGCCUGGGUUCACUGUCCAUCACACCUGGAGCUCAUGAAUCAGUGCCGCCACGUCAACAUCCGCAUUGACCCGCAGGGCCUGCGAGAGGGUCUGCACUACACUGAGGUGUGUGGAUACGACACGUCCGCUCUCAGCGCCGGGCCUCUCUUCAGAGUUCCUAUAACAGUCAUAAUCCCUGCGAAAGUAGCAGACAGUCGCAAUCAAGAGAUCACGUUCACAGACGUCCACUUCAGACCAGGACAGAUCCGCCGCCAUUUCAUUACCGUCCCUCAAGGAGCAUCGUGGGCAGAAAUCUCAUUAACGUCUCACUCUGGAGAUGUGUCGUCGAAGUUUGUCCUGCACGCAGUUCAUCUGGUGAAGCAGCGAGCGUAUCGAGCCAAUGAGUUUUAUAAGUUCUCAUCUCUGCUCGAGAAAGGCUCACUCACAGAGGCUUUUCCUGUGCUGCCAGGACGUACUUUGGAACUCUGCAUUGCUCGCUGGUGGGCGAGUCUCGGUGACGUCACCAUUGAUUAUGUUAUUUCCUUCCACGGGCUGGUGACAUCACCCUCUCCUCUUCAUAUUCAUGCCUCUGAAGGGAUUUCUAGUUUUGAGGUUUGUUCUCCGUUGAGAUAUGAAGAUGUUUCUCCAACAAUCACACUAAAGAACUGGGUCCAGCCUCUCAGGCCUGUAAGUGCUAAAAUAAAACCCCUUGGUGCUAGAGAUGUGUUACCAAACAACAGACAGCUCUAUGAGAUCGUUCUCACGUAUAAUUUCCAUCAGCCUAAGAGUGGCGAGGUGACCCCCAGCUGUCCGCUGCUGUGUGAGUUAUUAUACGAGUCUGAGUUUGACAGUCAACUCUGGCUCCUGUUUGACCAGAACAAGAGACUCAUGGGCUCUGGAGACGCCUACCCACACCAGUACUCUCUGAAGCUGGAGAAGGGUGACUACACGGUGCGUCUGCAGGUGCGUCACGAGCAGCAGAGUGAGCUGGAACGCUUGAAGGACCUGCCGUUCAUCGUGUCUCACCGUCUGUCCAACACGCUCUCGCUGGACAUCUAUGAGACGCACCGCGCUGCCAUGCUGUCCAAGAAGAAGGCCAACUCCAUCACGUUGAGUCCCAGUGCGACACAGCCCUUCUACAUCACUGCCCUGCCCGACGACAAGAUACCUAAAGGUGCUGGUCCAGGCGGGUACAUCACUGGCUCUCUGGUUCUGCCCAAGAGUGAGUUCGGCAAAAAAGCAGACAUGGUGCCAGUCUUUUACCACCUGGUUCCUGCCCCUAACAAAAACAAGAAUGGGAAAGAGAAGGAGAAGGAUGCAGAGAAGGAGAAAGACGUGAAGGAUGAGUUCACUGAAGCGCUGCGAGACCUGAAGAUCCAGUGGAUGACCAAGUUGGAUAACAGCUUGUUGUAUGAGGAGCUGAAGGAGGUGUUCUCCACACACCUGCCGUUGCACGUUCAGAGACUCCAUCAACUGGACUCAGAGAAGGAGCGUUUGAAGCGCCUGCCAGAGAUCGCUGCUGCAGCGGAUACAGUGCUGUCACACAUCGACCAGACGGCACUGGCGGUCUAUCUCACCAUGAAGACGGACCCGCGGCCAGAUGCUGCAUCCAUUAAGAGUGACAUGGAGAAGCAGAAGGUGUCUCUGCUAGAUGCUCUCUGCAGGAAGGGCUGUGCUCUAGCGGAUCAGCUGAUGCAGCCAGCAGCACAAGAGGGUGCCAGCGCAGGUGAGGUGGGCAGCUCUGAUGACGAGCCGCAGAGCGUGGCCAAAGCAUUGACCGACACCUUCUGGGAGGUGCAGAAGUGGGCUGAGCUCACUGACUCUAAGGUUUUAACAUUUUCCUACAAGCAUGCGUUAGUAAACAAGAUGUACGCAAGAGCCUUGAAGUACGCUACUAAGAUUGUUGAGGAGAAAUCCAGCAAAGACAACUGGAAGAACUGCAUACAGCUGAUGCGUUCUCUGGGCUGGAUGCACUGCGUCUCCUACACCGAGAACUGGCUGCCCAUCAUGUACCCGUCUGACUACACACCCUUCUAAUGUCCUGUCGUGUGACACACACACACACACACACACACAUACACACACACACAGACAGUUGUUUUAAUGCCUUCUGGAAACCAUCAAGAACCAAGCACCUCACAUCACAUGGUCCUUCAUGGACCCCAUAAUGCCUUCCUGUGUGGAUCACAGCACUGAACCAACAGUUCUCAUCCUACAGCUUGAAUCUUUAUCGGUGUAUUUCACUUGGAUUUUUCAUCAUACUCAAAUGACACUUCAGUGUUCGUCUUCGCUUUGGGGAACUUGUAUAAAACCUGCGUUAUGUUGUUUGGAAUUUGAUUACUGGGCAUUUGCUUGGUGGACAUUUUCCCCUCAACAACAAUAACAGUUUCUUUCGGUUAAACUUCAGAUGAGCUGCUGAAUACAGAUAACGUCAAGGCAAUAUGAUGGACAUCCAGUGGAGUUCUGUGGGUGAACCGUCCAGCUCUGUUUCACCAUAGAAUCAAAGGAAAACUAUUUUUAAUUUUAGUUUUGUGAUUGACCCUUAUAUAUGUCAAAUGUAUGCAUGUUUUAUAAAGACACACGGGUCAUGUUCAUGGCUUUCAAUAUUGUGCCGUUCUGAAGAAAGUCAUAGCUCGUGUGAUUGAAAGUCAUUCAAGUUUUCUUUUAAUUCUGAGCCUGGACUCAAAUGUAUUUCUGAAUUUGUUGUUUUGGUGUACAAGUGAAAAAGAGAUUGUAACUUUCUUUUAGAGUUUAAAUGUGUGCACUUCUCUUGUGUUCAUUAAGGGUUUAGACAUUGAAAGCAUAUCAUCUCCAUUUUCCUUUGUGAAGGGGGAUGUUUGAAAGUAAGAAACAAAACCAGCAAUUCAUGCCACAUUUUCACUAGUACACGGUGUAAAAGGAACCAUUACAUCCAGAAGAUACGUCAUUUCACACUAACUCAGAGGGCUUUUGCUUUGGUUUGGAAAUGCAUUGGUGGCAUGAUCUUCCCCCAGUUUCUUCAGUUUUCUAUCAUGUGUGUUUGUGUUGUUUGUUGAUGUUCAGGGCUCAGGUGUCUUGAACGGCAGGUUCUUAAAAAAUGGCCUUAAAUAUUCACAAUCUUCAAACCCCAUCCACCUCUGCGUUUCUUCAGGAAAUAUCACAUUAUUCUGGAUCAAAAACCCUUGAAUAUCUUCAUAUAUAUAUUUAUGGAUGUCUUGUAUUUAUAAAAGUAUAAAUGAAUACUAGGUAAUGCCAAUAUUUUAAAGUCAUUUUAUUUCACACAUAGAGUAGAUAGGUGUUAUUUUAUAUCCAUUACUCCUCGUGAGAUAUUUCAGAAGUAAUAGCCGGUUAUUUUGUUAACAGUUAAUGUGCUGAACAAUGUAUUUGAUGAAGAUUCUGAAUAAAAUUAUCUGGAACUGA